Molecule: messenger RNA, 2833 nt
Organism: Coccinella septempunctata (seven-spotted ladybird)
Lineage: Eukaryota; Metazoa; Arthropoda; Insecta; Coleoptera; Coccinellidae
Product: multiple inositol polyphosphate phosphatase 1-like
Exons: 9
Coding region: 16-2379 (787 amino acids)
Molecular function (GO): inositol phosphate phosphatase activity; acid phosphatase activity
Source: RefSeq, a predicted model, not a curated record
UGGUUUUAUUUCAGAAUGAAUCAUGAUGUAACUCAGAAAAUGGCGAAAUCAAUGUUCAUCAGACCCAUCUUCUAUCUUCUCCUAGCCCUGGUAGAGCUCAAUAUGGCACAACAAAAUCCGUUUUACGGGGAUCAAACCCCUCCCCCAUACAACGACCAGAACCCCGAUUACCGUAGACGUAACGACCAAAACAACAGCUACGACCGAUACAACUACGACUCAAACAACCGUUACGAUCCAAACAACAGAUACGAUCAGAAUAAUAGAUCAAACCAGGACCCAAACAGUAGAUACGACUCCAACAACCGCUAUAAUACUGACCCCAACAAUAGAUACGAUCAAAACAACAGGUACAACGAUCCCUACAACCGAAACAACGACUCGAAUUAUCGCAACAACGACCAAUAUUACAGAUAUAACGAGUCGAACAGGUACAAUGAUCCCCAGAUCAGGUACAAUCAAUCCGGCAAUAGGUACAAUGAUCCCUACAAUAGGUACAACGAGUCGGGAAAUAGAUACAAUGAUCCCUACAACAGGUACAAUGAGUCGGGAAAUAGAUACAAUGAUCCCUACAACAGGAACAACGAGUCGGGAAGCAGAUAUAACGACCCUUACAACAGAAAUAACGACCCGAAUGGCAGAUACAAUCAGGACCAAUACAACAGAUACAAUACGACCAACAACUACAACCUUGGAUCCGACCUGAACCCAAACUAUAGGAAUAACGAGAGAUACAAUAACCAAGACCCUUACGGUCCCUACAACCGAUACAACGUGUCUGGUGGGGGGAAUUACAAUCAAGAUGGCAACAGAUACAACAAUCAAUAUGACAGGAAUGAUCCAAAUAACAGAUAUAACCAACAGAACCAGUAUAACCAGCAGAAUAGGAACAAUAACCCCUUCAACCAAGGCAGGCCAGAUUAUGGGCAGAACAAUGAUGUACAAGGGAGACCCUACGAGUCUACUUCUGGUCAGCAAUUUGGGUACCAAGCGGACCCCAAUGAUAAUUGUUGCGAGGAGUAUUGUUAUAGGACAGAUGAGAAUCCUUCCUUGCAUUUUGGUACCAAAACAGCCUAUCAAAUUGUGUUUGGAAGGAAACCGAAUCAAGAUGUUCCAGAAUGUACUCCAGUGUUGAUGUGGAGUAUCAACAGGCAAGGCACUAGUACCCCAACCCAACAAGAAAUCAGGAGGCUCAGAAGUUUGGAAAAUAUAAGGAUAGAAAUUUUGAAAAAUUACGACGAGAGAAGAUCAUUUCCAUACAAAGGAAAACUGUGCAACCAGGACCUAGAUCUUCUUCGAAGAUGGAGAUGGAAUGAUACUCUCAGUGAAAAUCGUGAAAAAGUUUUGACAAGUCAGGGUAUCGAAGAUGCAAAAUUUUUGGCAAGGAGAUAUAAGAGCAAGUAUCCAAGCCUGCUGAAUCAAGUAUAUAGAGACAACUAUUACAACUUCCAAUAUGACAUGAAUAAUUAUAAGACCCAUGACACUUAUCAAGCCUAUAUUGAGGGUUUGUUCGAUUAUGGUAAAUCCUUCAAUGUACGAGCAAACACAGAGCUUAGCGAAAGGACUUUGCCCCCAAGCCAAUGCAAAACUGUAAUGAGAGAAGUAGAACAGAACAGUUACACAUUCAGCGAAUACGAAAGGUUCAAACAGAGACCGGACUAUCUUCAGAUGGUCAGAGAUGUGUUUAAGAGACUAGGUUUUCGAUAUACUGGUGACGAAGCUGUAAUCAGAAACAUGUACGACAUGUGCCGUUAUGAAAAAGCAUGGUAUUUGAAUGACCCAUCUCCCUGGUGCUCAGUCUUCAACAGGAAACAGCUAGAAUUGCUGGAAUACGCUGAAGAUCUUCAAGACUACUAUUACAGUGGUUAUGGUAACCCAGCAAAUGCUAAAGUGGGUUGUCUCCUUGUUAAAGAUAUGUUUGAGAUGAUGAAGAAAGUUGUAAAUGGUGAACCGGCUGAUGCGUACAAGGUUUCUCAUUACUUCACCCAUUCAACACAAUUCUUAAGAUUCCUUACAGCUAUGGGAAUAGCCAAGGACCAUACUCCAUUGACUGCAGAUAACUACUACCAGCAGAAGAGUAGGCAGUGGAAACUUUCUCAAAUUGACCCUUUUGGUGCUAAUCUUGUGGCUGUUCUUUACCAUUGUCAACGAGAAAACAAGAACAAAGUUAUGUUUUUGCUGAACGAAGUGCCAGUAAAUUUCCCAGAAUGUUCCGUAGGACUUUGCGACUGGAACACUGUAGAACAGAAGUACAGAUCGGUUGCAGAAAAUUGCAAUUCAGAUUACUGUGAGCAUGGUGCUGCUGUCAAUUUGUCCGCCGCUGUACCACUGAUGAUAUUCACGAUGUCUUUCUUGUUAUUAUCGAGAAGAUUGUUCUAAAGUUAAUCCUGAGGUGUUACAGAACGGAAAAUUUGAUAAAAUAUAAAAAUAGGGUGGAUAUUAUCCGGACUGAUAGAAUCUCAACUUAGCAAUUUUGUGGUAUUGUGCCAUGCAGUAUUCUAUUUUUACUUAUUUUCAUCAUAAAGUUUUUAUUUCAUUUCGGUGCGAUUCUUUUUGUUAGUUUUCAUGUCGAAGUUUUUAUUUUCAUCCAAUUAAUAUCAUUGAAAUAAUUAAACUUAGCACUGACAAGAAAUUAUUUUAUUGUUUCGAUUUUUUAUAUUAUGAUGUUUUGAAUUUUAUUAUAAGAUUUUUGUGUUAUACACCCAAGGUAUUUUCUUUGUGUAAGAAUCACCUUGUACGUUCCCUUGAUCAUACAAACGAAAAAAUUUAUCUUUGUGUACAAAUGAAAUUUUUAGACAUGUGUUAAUAAUAAAGUAGCAUUUAUGAUUGUUUA